This is a messenger RNA of Rhodamnia argentea, 1264 nucleotides long. Its product is annotated as zinc-finger homeodomain protein 1-like. Gene Ontology annotation, cellular component: nucleus. Gene Ontology annotation, molecular function: transcription cis-regulatory region binding; DNA-binding transcription factor activity. NCBI's taxonomy places the organism in Eukaryota, Viridiplantae, Streptophyta, Magnoliopsida, Myrtales, Myrtaceae. Bases 389 to 1036 code for a protein of 215 amino acids. The record is from RefSeq and is a predicted model, not a curated record. Gene Ontology annotation, biological process: regulation of developmental process; regulation of DNA-templated transcription. The transcript has a single exon.
UCUUCCAUUGAUAACCAUAGCAUGCAUAUAUUCAUACAUUAUCAAAUAUGAUAUUAAUGACAGCUUUGCUUACAAAUUCACCAUCAAUGGAAUUUAUACACCUUCUUAGUAUACAUAGGAUGGUUUUCUUUACAAUAUCCAUUACCUAGUUGGUGCUGCUAUAAAAAUAUACUGAGAACGUUAAAAUAUGAGGGAACAGAACAUCCUUUUAACACCUACUCAUCUGCCGGCAGCCAUUAUAUAUAGUGUAGCUUUCAAUGUUAUGGAAAAAGCAUUCCUUUCUUUGCUUCCAUUUCACUUCCACCGCCUGGAAGAUUGCUAUCUUCUUAUUCGAACUAAUUGGAAAUCCAUUGCCUGGUGAGGGGGAGAAAGAGAGAGAUUGAAGGGCAUGAGCCAAGCGGGCGAUAAGCCGCUGCCAUCAUCAAGAAGCACCAGUGAUGAUACUGAUGGUCAAGUUCCGCCUCGUUCGUCACCGCCUUAUAUUCAACGAGAAGAUCACGACAAAAAAGGAGGACCUUCUUUGAGUGGCGGUGAGGGGCCGGGUGUGGCAAAGUACAGAGAAUGCCAGAAGAACCAUGCAGCUGCAAUUGGUGGGAAUGCGAGGGACGGGUGUGGUGAGUUCAUGCCUAGUGGAGAAGAAGGAACGCUCAAUGCCCUCAAAUGCUCGGCCUGCAAUUGCCAUCGAAAUUUCCACAGGAGAGAAAUUCUAGCAGUGCACCCUUCAAUUGUCGAUACUUCUAGAGGCUUGACUUUGCAUUUGCUAAAGUCAGAUCCUCUUAACAGUCCUACGGAUAGCGGGGGAGAUGAAACACACAAGGUGGAGAUUGUUGUGAAGAAGAAGAGGAGGAACAGGACCAAGUUCACUGCAACACAGAAGGAGAAAAUGUUGGCCUUCGCAACGAAAGCCGGAUGGAGAAUGCAGAAGCUGGAUGAACAAGUGGUGGAGCGAUUCUGCCAAGAGCUCGGGAUCGAGAGGAGAGUUCUUAAGGUCUGGAUACACAACAACAAGCAUCAUUACCUCCCCAGCAAACGUUAAUAAUGCCACCUUUUCUCCUGCGUUCACCUAAUUCACUCCAUUCAUGUACCUUCUCUACUCCACGGCCAUCACUUUUUCUUAUUAGACAGUGAUCAUGCUGCAGUCGGUCAUUCAUGUUAGCGCUGUUUGAAUCAAUAGCUCUAAUCCUGUUUAGUAUGGUUGUUAAAGAGUGUCAUAUAAUUCCCACAUUUCCCGCAUUACUGAUGUAACAAUCAUAGUGAUGACAUA